Molecule: messenger RNA, 1341 nt
Organism: Anthostomella pinea
Lineage: Eukaryota; Fungi; Ascomycota; Sordariomycetes; Xylariales; Xylariaceae
Source: the annotation of a GenBank genome assembly
AUGGCCACUCCCUCCAGCGGCCGAAAGGUCUACAAACUACUCACGAUAGGGGAAUCUGGUGCUGGCUCAAGUUCCUUGACACUCAGAUUCUGUGUCGGCCGGUUCGUAGAAGUGGACUCCCCAGUCGACGGCGAGUACCAGAGGUCUUGGGUCGUGAACAACGAGCCCUGCCGCAUCGACGUCUUCGACACCGUGACCUUUCGUGAAGAGGGAGCAGGUUGCGACGUCAGGGACUCGGACCUGCAGCAGUGCAAGGGCUUUCUGGUAGUCUACAGCAUCGCAUCGGCCCGCUCGCUGGAAGUCGCGAGGUUCUGGCACGGCAAGAUCCAGCGCGUCAAAGGCUUCUCGAAGGGUGCCAUGCCGGCUGUACUGGUGGGCAACCAGUGCGAUACGGAGCACAGGGAGCGAUUUCUCAAGGAAAAGCAAGAAGAAGACGACAAGAUGGGCAGGACCUCUUCAGUGAAGUCCCAGACCGAUGACACUGGAACGGUGAAGACUACCGACUCGAGCAAAAGUGGAAAGACGAUGGCGUCAGGGUCCAACCCGUGGUACGAUCAACUCGACAACAAUAACGUAUUUGAUGUGGAUAAGUCAAGAGACCCAAGCAACAUCGACGACCUCAUAAUGAUGCUCAAUCGGGGCCUUAGUUCGCCCGAGCCUUCAGAGAAAGAGUGGAAGGAGUUUUGGUUCAACAACGGGCCGAUAGCCGCCCCGCAACCCGACUUCGUUGAAGGGGUUACCACUGACGUACUUGUGAAAUAUCUGGAUUCUGCGGAAAUAAAGGAGAAUUUUGCACUCAGCAGUGGAAGCAAAUACCCCCUAGGUCUGACACACUUGGCUGGGGAGUGGAAAAGGUUCGGUGGGGAUGAAAGGAAGGGUCACCGGCAAGCUGCAUACGAUGGCGCUGCAUUGGUCCAUCGCAGAAUGGAAGCACUCGAGAAGAUCAACGAGAUCAAUCAGCUCUCGCCAACCAGUAUCAGCAAGACAAAGCCUUCCAGGUCUCGCAAAGACCCGAAUGCGGGGACGAAGGAAGACACGAUGAAGAAAUCGAAGAAGGAGGCGGUGGAUGACACGAAAGGGGAUGCCGCCGCCGUGCUUACUUUCUCUUCGGACGGAAUUACACUCCUAUUAUUUUGUAAUUACGCCGUACCGUUAGAUUUGGGGUCAGGGUACGAAUACCACCAAGUCACGCUUGACACCGCGUUCAUAUCAAAUGCUGGUGGUGAAAGACGAGCUACCCACGUAGAAUGGUUGAAGGGGGGCCGAAUGUUGCGCAACGCGCAAGACUGGGCCAAAGCACAAUGUAUUGAGCUGCGAGACAGCUUGACGAAGCAAGAAUAA